Messenger RNA from Blepharisma stoltei, 4141 nucleotides. Lineage: Eukaryota; Ciliophora; Heterotrichea; Heterotrichida; Blepharismidae. The record is from the annotation of a GenBank genome assembly.
AUGCAAGAAAGAUUUGCUAUGAUUCUUCUUUGGUUGGGAUUUUCGAUUCAAUCUUUAGCAUCGCAGGAUCAUCAAGAAAUUCCGAAAUACUUCUUAAAAAGUGGAGCUGGUCCUGAUGAUGGAAUUUACUACCCUCUAAAAAUUUCAUUAGAGGUCGAUGAGAGUUCUUUUCAAAAUACUCAGUCAGAUAAGGCUGUAAAAGAGGCUGCUGCUACAACAGCCUCAAUUUUUUUAGAUUUAGUACUUUCUCAACCUUCAAAAGAAGCUAUCAAGCUUGGAGAGAAAAUCCAAUGUGACGACUUUUUAAUUCGUCAAAUUGUAAAAAGUCAAGGAAUUAAUGCAGAUUUCGCCUGGCACAUCACUUACAGCAAUAAAUCUGAAAAAGAGAUCGUUACAAUAAAGAAAUGCGAAAAUGGCAGUCAACUUCUUGCCGUGUCGAUUGCGAUCAACUUAAUCCCCACUAUGUGAGUAAGCAAAAUCUUUUUAAUUUAAAAAUUUUUUUAUGAAAAAUAAUUUUGACAUUUAAGCGGUAAAUAAUAUAAAAAUCUCUAGCUAAUUUUUGUUUAAUUUAAAACAGAUUGCAUCUUGAAACAUAAAUUUUACAAAUUAAAUUAAUUUUCACAUCUGCAAAUUGGCAUUUUUCAAAAUUUCGGAAAAAAUUAAAACCCUUUCGUGAGUAAAUAAAUAUUUUGGUUCUUAUAAGGGGAGGAUUUAGAGAAAUUUUUAAAACUUGAAACGGUUUCACAAGUAAAAUUUUUAUCCUUAACUCUUGCAAGCACCAUUUUCGAAGAUGGUUUAAUUCGAAAUCAACUCCUCACUCCCCCCUUUAAAUCAAUAUAAAAAUUUUUUAUGAAAUAUAUAAAAAUUUAAAAAAAAAAAAAAAAUCAAAAACAUCGAAAUAGAUCAAUAAAUUUGUUUAAUAAAAUGCUAUUUACUCUUUUAUCCUUUAAAAAAAAGCAAGAUAUAACUAAAUUUUCAUUAUUAGUUAAUACACCACUAUUAAUUGGUAAUCAAAAUUAUUUACACAAAAAUUAUUAUUUUUAUUGAUAAAAAAAAUUAAAAAAAAAAAUUUUGGAAAAUUUAUCGAUCAAAGUGCUAAUUUUGUUUAAAUGAGAUGCUAAGGACCCCCCCCUCAUUUGUCGAAUUUUCUAGUCUUUUUUUUAUAAGAAAUUUUUUUUUUUCAGGACCUCAUUUGUCCCAAAAUCUAGUCAAAAAUGAUUUGUCCAAUUUUCUAGUCUUUUUUGCAUUUUUUCGAAUGCCCUAAAUUCUAGUUUUUUACUUUAAAAAAACUAGAAAAUUUGGACAAUUGAGGUCCUGAAAAUUUUUUUUCUCUAUCAAAAUUUUGACUAGAAAAUUGGACAAAUGAGGUCCUAAAAAUUUUUUUUUUUUCCUAUAAAAAAAACUAGAAAAAUGGACAAAUGAUAAAAGACUAGAAAAUUGGACAAAUGAGGGGGCGUCCUUAUUUAUACUCUAUUCUUUAAAAUAAAGCAAGAAUUAAGUAAAUUUUGAAAUUUUAUAAAGAAUUCCUAUUGAAUUUAUGUCAAAACUAUCCAAAUAAAAAAUAUCAUUUUUAUCAAAAAAAACAAAAAUUUUUUUGAAAAUUUUUUAAAAAAAAAAAUUAAUUUUUUUUUAAAAUUUACCAAUUAAGGAUAAUAAAUUUAUUUAAAUAAGAUGCUCUUUAUACUUUUUUUUUUAAAACAGAGCAAGAUAUAACUAAAUUUUUAAUUUUAGUUAAGAAGAAACAUUUAAAUUAUAUCAAAAACUUUUUAGAUAAAAAUUAUAUAUAAUUUUUUAUUAUAAAAUUAAAUUUUGUUCCAAUUUAAAGGGGGGUUAAUUUACCGAAAAAGUGGAAAUUUUACCGAUAUUUUGUUCCAAUUUAAAGGGGGGGAGUCAGUGAAAUCGAAGACUACUUGCAGCAUCUGACUGAAAAUCUAUCAGAUGUCUGCAUAGCCAAUUGCUUUAGCUGCGUAGAUUCAACAACAUGCUCAGUUUGUAAUGAAUAUUAUUAUCUCAACGCCAACGACACUCAGUGCUGUGGUUUCCCGCAUUGUGAAACUUGCAACAAAGGAAAUUAUUGCGAUUCUUGCGUUGAAGGAUCUUAUUUCAGCAAUGGAAAUUGCCUACCGUGCGUUUGAGAAAACUGCAUAAAUUGCAAUGCGACAAACUGCUUAGGAUGCCAGCCUGGAUAUUUUGUAUUUAAUGGAGUCUUCUGCUUUGCAUGCUCUACAGGAUGUGAAUUGUGCAAAUCUACUGGCAUUGGAGUAGGCUCAGUAUGCACUCAAUGUUACGAUCCUGAUCAUUCUAUACUUACAAACGGUGAAUGCAUCUGCACAAACCCAAAUUUCGUUUUCGAUCAAAACAAUGUAUGCGCCUGCCCCCCAGGUGCCCUCUUGGCGCAAUAGUCCGGACCUUAUUGCUACGGCGAGCUGGAACACUCAUAACCGAGAAUCAAAUGCAGUCUCAAGAGAUGUGGACCAGAUUAGGUUUUGGCUUCUUUCCUGUGGUUGGAUAUGGAGGUACCAACAACGUCCUUUGUAUCUGAAGAUUCAUGAGUAUUACUCUACUGAGAAACUGGGGGUUUUGGCACUUCGGUACAGACUCCAAGGAUCUUGGAAUCAAGAUACUCCAAUUCCCCGUAACAGGGUCACAGAAUCCGUAAGCACUCAAGACUGGAGCUGCAAUAAGGAGACAGAAGGUACUGGAAACUGCAUUUAUAUUCGGAGAAAGACCUUUGGGCUGUAGUUGAAAAGCGGAUGAGGGAGGUCUUUGGUGGCUGCGCCACCAAAAUGGCUAACAUCUGACUUUAAUAGCCUAACCUAACCUGCCCCCCAGGUUUUUAUGAAGGUCCUAAUGAAAAUUGCCUAGCAUGCAAUUUUGGCUGCGAAACCUGUAUAGCGAGAGCUCCCCUAUAGAUUUUUAAGAAAAAUGCUAUUCAAAGAAAAACUUUAUUUAAAAUUCCAAAAAAAAGCUAAAAAGUCAAAAUUCAUUUUAAAGAUGCCAUUAUAUACGUCCUAUUUGUCAAUUCUAAAAUUGACUUUUCAGAUUUUUCCUUAAUUUAAAAUUAUAAUAUUUUAUUUAAAAGUAAUUGUCCUCAGAGAUCUAAAAUGAGGCUUGUGCUAUACUUCCCCAGAUCAGUGCACAUUUUGUUUCGACAGCAAUAGCAUGAUCCCUCAUGUAGACGGAAGCUGUUCAUGUGCAAAUGCCGUGCUUAAGUUUAAUACAACUACUCAUACUUGCAGCUGCCCUUAUCGUGAAUAUUUUAACUCUCAAAGCAAUACUUGCGAGCUAUGUCCAGAUGCUUGUGCUUCUUGCUAUAGCAGCACUGAUUGCAUUGAUUGCGUUAAUAACAAUAUUUUAAUUCCAGGAGGAGAUAAUUGCUAUUGCAUCGAUAGCACAAAGGUAUACGACAAUACAACUGAAACUUGCGUUCCUUGCCCUGAUGGAAAGUAUGCUAAUAAUGGAGUAUGCGCCCCAUGUGUUAACGGCUGUGCUACAUGCACAACUUCUACUGAAUGCACUUCAUGCCUUCCCGGUAUGCAUCUUUAUCAAAACACUUAUGCUUGCUUAUGUAAUGAAGCUUUUGAUAUAUUUGAUUCAGGCACGAACUCUUGCAUAAGUUGCAACCCUAGUCAGAAUGUUUGCACUAGUAAUUGCUUUUUGGGAUGCAAAGCGUGCACUGAAUAUCCGGCUUGCCAAACUUGUUUUGACGAUGAAAAAAUGUUCAAUGAAGUCUGCAUCUGUAAGGACCAUGAAAAAGUAUUUAACCCUGCUAACUCCCCCUUCCGUUAGUGAUAAAAAAAAUUUGUUUGUUCACGGAGGGUUAAUUAUUUUUUAAAAUAUUCCAAUUCGUAAAAAUUAAUUUAAUUUAUGAAAUUUAUGUUUUGAAAUGCAAGCUGUUUAAAAUUAAACAGAAUUAGCUAGAGAUUUCAUUAUAAUAAUUAUUAAUUAUAUGUCAAAAUUAUUUUUCAUAAAGAUUUUUAAUUAAAUUUUUUUUUUCACUCACGAAGGGUUGGUUUUUGGGCAAAAAAAUAGAUGGUUUUUGUUCUCUCACGGAGAAAGGAGUAAGCAAAAAUGCGUGAAUGUUAGCUCAGCAAAGGGGCUAACUUUGAUUUGGAUUUUGGUGCUUUAUGCAGCCAUCUAA